Molecule: messenger RNA, 1680 nt
Organism: Betta splendens (Siamese fighting fish)
Lineage: Eukaryota; Metazoa; Chordata; Actinopteri; Anabantiformes; Osphronemidae
Gene: calm1a
Product: calmodulin 1a
Exons: 6
Coding region: 128-577 (149 amino acids)
Molecular function (GO): calcium ion binding
Source: RefSeq, a predicted model, not a curated record
GAGGAAUACCUUAAGCAGUACAGCGGUAGUUUGUCUUGCCCACCCACCUCCAACUCCGUUCUGUGGCAACCGUCCAUUUCCUUUCUCCUGUAGUACUAGCAGACUAGCGUUUCCAACUUAAACAGACAUGGCUGAUCAACUAACAGAAGAGCAGAUUGCAGAGUUCAAGGAGGCUUUCUCCCUGUUUGAUAAGGACGGAGAUGGGACCAUCACCACUAAGGAGCUGGGCACUGUCAUGAGGUCACUGGGCCAAAACCCAACUGAGGCUGAACUUCAGGACAUGAUCAACGAGGUGGAUGCAGAUGGUAACGGCACUAUUGAUUUCCCAGAGUUCCUGACAAUGAUGGCAAGGAAGAUGAAGGACACUGACAGUGAGGAGGAGAUCCGAGAGGCUUUCAGGGUGUUUGAUAAGGAUGGUAAUGGUUACAUUAGUGCAGCAGAGCUGCGUCAUGUGAUGACCAACCUGGGAGAGAAGCUGACAGACGAGGAAGUUGAUGAGAUGAUCAGAGAAGCCGAUAUCGACGGAGAUGGACAGGUCAAUUAUGAAGAAUUUGUUCAGAUGAUGACCGCCAAAUGAGCUGGGCUGACGUGACAAGAAUCUGUCAAAUGUUUCACUUACCUCUUAUUUCAAAAAUAUACAUUUAUUCAUACUGUUCUGUAUAGACAACUUAAACUGAAUGUUGGAAAACUGAAAAUCUGUCCAUUUUAAAAGCUCAAAAAAGGUAAAAGACAAGAAGAAAAAUCUAAAUGAAUUUGCAUGUACUGACUUGUAUCCCCCACCCUGCCCAAUCAGAUAUCAACUCGUAAGCCAAGCAGCCCCUCAGCAGCCGGCUGGGUUAGCCACUGCUCCUCUGCUUCCUGGUUCCAUCUGCCUGAUGUCAUGAUGAUUAUCUGGGCUGGCCAAACGCCUUUUCUCUAUGACUUCCUGUUUUCUUUUUGUUUUUCUUCAUGCAUGCAGCUUUAGGUGGGUUACUGUUAAGAGCCCAGUGGUAGAUUCUAGUAUUGGGCCCCAGGGUGGCCUAGAACCCACAGAGAAGAGGGACGACUUGGGUGAUAAACGGAUGCAGUGAGUGAAGCCGUGAUAGCUUUGCUGUUUGAUUAUGUAAGAGAAGUCCAUAAAACAGAGAUAUUUUUAAGAAAAAUGUUAAAAUGGAAUAAAUAAGAUCUCAUUUAGAUUCUAUGAUUCUGGCAUGUCAACAUACUCGCUUUAUCCUUUGUGUGUUUACCUUUUUUGAGGGUGAAGCUUGAUUGAGGUGUAGAUUUGAGCCCUUUGGAUGGCUACACUGUCGGAGGGCUUCAAAGGUGGUGAUACACAAUGGCAAUUUUGGGGCAAUAACACUAUCUUGAGUAUCAGUUUUUUGGAGUUGGAGAUUUCAGUGUGUUUAGUUGUGGUUUGUCACUGAAGCAUUCUCGGGUAGUGUCCUGCCUCAGACAUUGCAUGUGUAACAUGAUUCUGUGGGGUUUCAUUUCAGUUAAGUUGGGAUGGGGUCGGUGCUUUGCAGCAUUUUGAUCAUGUGUACGUGUGAGUCUGCGUGUGCGUGGGUGGGUGGGUGGGUGCGGCGAGGCCCGUCCCAGUCCAACUGUUCUGUUCUGUUCAGUUCAGUUGAUCUGCAUUCCAAGUUGUACAUGCUAGUCUUUGCAUUUUGUUUUUCCAAUAAAAUCUCAUGAACCAACAUCUCA